Molecule: messenger RNA, 1574 nt
Organism: Suillus fuscotomentosus
Lineage: Eukaryota; Fungi; Basidiomycota; Agaricomycetes; Boletales; Suillaceae
Exons: 3
Coding region: 171-1169 (332 amino acids)
Source: RefSeq, a predicted model, not a curated record
CAGAUUCUCUCGGUCGCAUGAUCCUCAAGUUGCUUAGCGAACAGAAGGCCGCGCAGAUUCUCCAAGACUCCAAUCAAUAACUACUCCGAACGACCACGACUCAACACCUUGCCUUUUGACACUUGUUCUAUCACGAUAAUUUUUGACCGAGUCUGUCGUGAUUAGUACCAAUGCACACCUGCCUGCGGAUCCCAGAGAUGUUGAAAGCUAUAUUCGCGGAACUGAUGCCGGUCACAGAGAGCGGUGUUCAACCAUCAUUUGCCACUCUGUACCACCUGGCAUUGACGUGUCGAGCUUUCCGAGAGCUAGCACUGGACGCCCUAUGGGCGCAUAUUCAAACACCAGAUAUGCUUGUCAUGUGGCUGCCUCAGGAUGCUCGUUCUCAACCCGCAACAUUCACCGCGAGGGGUCGCACAAUAAUAGAUAUCUCUGGGCACAGUCUGCGGCUUCUCCGACCCUUGGUCGACGACGAUUGGACUACUUUUCAAAAGUAUGCGUGUCGCGUGCGCUCACUCACUUUUGAAAAAUAUGAUGACUGCAAAACUCGUAAGCUGUACGAUAGCGCUGCGCUUGCUCUCCUGGGCUCUCCUGCUUCACCAUUCUCCCCGUUUCCUCUGCUUCGCGAGCUAUACUGGAAUGACCAGCGCGAUGUGCUUCUGCCUUGCCUCCAGCGCUGUAUUUCCAACUCCCUCACUCGACUAGUCAUUCAUUCGGAGCUUUGGCCAUCAGCAAUGAUCGAUCUCAUCGCAGGCCUGGGAAAGGCUUGUCCUAUGAUCAAAGAAUUUCGUUGCUCGAUGCCGCCCGCUAGUGCAUGUGCCAUGCUUUCUGAUAUCGUCACCUGCUGGGAUAAUUUGGAGAUCUUAGAGACGGGAGCAGUGAAUGCGCAAGCAUUGCAGCAUCUUGCGUCCCUGAAGAAGCUGAGAGAGCUGAAGAUGCUCGUACCAGAAGGUCACAGCCUGCAAGUGGACCCGGCAUCGACGUUCAGCGUCAAGUUUUCGUUGGACGAGUUCAGUAUAACUGCUGCAAGGAUCGAGCUACUGGUCGCUUUUUUGGCACCUUUGAAAAUUUCUGCGAAGAGCGCGAAUCUGCAAAUCAACACAGCUUCGAAUGCGGGUGAUCUCGACCAACUACUUUCCUCCCUUACUGAGCAUUUCCAACCCAAUGUUUAAAAUCAUUGUAUGUUUGGGUGAAUCGCCCCACCGAUUUCGACGAUCAUUCCUUUUUCGAACUGACUACUUCCGCCUUCCGAAAUAUCCGGACCUUUACAGGGCUCACCAAUCUCGAUCUCAGUUCAAUGCAUGUCUCUAUCACCGACGACGAAGUUCUAGACCUUGUUUCCGCUUGGCCGGAAAUGGAAUGUCUUUACCUUGACUCAGCCUGGGACUGGGGGAUUUCCUUCAUGGGAGUGACAUUUGGUGGGCUUGCGGGUAUCCUCGAGCGCUGUCCAAAUUUGCGCUCCCUAGGGGUCAACCUAGACACCUUUCCCCCCUACGACUCACCUGUCCACGUCGAUAACCAAAAUACUGGCAUUACCAGGGAGAAAUUCACUGACCUCAGUGUUGGGCAUGCGGCAU